Molecule: messenger RNA, 7897 nt
Organism: Manis javanica (Malayan pangolin)
Lineage: Eukaryota; Metazoa; Chordata; Mammalia; Pholidota; Manidae
Gene: OSBP2
Product: oxysterol binding protein 2
Cellular component (GO): plasma membrane; cytosol; perinuclear endoplasmic reticulum
Molecular function (GO): cholesterol binding
Source: RefSeq, a predicted model, not a curated record
UCGCCGGCCGGCUCCAUGGGUAAAGCGGCCGCUCCGUGCCGCGGCGGGGGCUGCGGCGGCCGCUCCCGCGGGCUCUCGUCGCUGUUCGCGGUUGUCCCCUGCCUGUCCUGCCACACGGCGGCGCCGAGCAUGAGCUCCUUCGGGCCCGGCUCCGCGCCGGAGCCCAAGCCUCAGCGCAAGCCGCUGCCCCAGCCCGCGGCGAAGCCGGUGUCAGAACAGGUGUCGGAGCCGGUUUCCGAGCCGCCGCCAAGAUUGGAGACUGAGUCCGAGAAGACAUCUGAAUCAAGGCCGGCGUCCACAGGAGCAGUGGAACUGCUGCCGGGGUUGGGGACGGCGUCAGCGCCCGGGGAAGAGUUGGGCUCAGGUGGAGGUGCCGGGCUCCUCACCAAGGCCUCAUCAGAGCUACCGGCGCUGGAGCCAGUGGUGGGGAACUUGCCCUUAACCAAAUCCGACUCAGGGUCGCCGCCAGCGUCAAAGACCCCGUCUCUUCUGCGACCUGGACAGGGGAGGACACCUCUUGGGGUUCCAAUGUCAGGGUCUGGUGUGACCUCCACUGUCCCGAUUGCCUUACUACCUCUGGACAGCUUCAAGGGCUGGCUCCUCAAGUGGACCAACUACCUGAAGGGUUACCAGCGCCGCUGGUUCGUGCUCAGCAACGGCCUGCUGUCUUACUACAGAAAUCAGGGUGAAAUGGCCCACACCUGCCGGGGCACCAUCAACCUGUCCACCGCGCACUUUGACACGGAGGACUCUUGCGGUAUCGUGCUGAACAGUGGGGCAAGGACCUACCACCUCAAGGCCGGCUCGGAGGCGGAGAGACAGCAAUGGAUCACAGCCCUGGAGCUGGCCAAGGCGAAGGCUGUCCACAUGAUGAGCAGCCACUCAGAUGACUCUGGGGAUGACGACGACGAUACUGCCUCCCCAGCUGACAAGAGUGAGCUACAGUCCACCCUCAAGAGCCUGUCCCUGAAGUUAGAUGACCUCAGCACGUGCAAUGACCUCAUCGCCAAGCACGGCGCUGCGCUCCAGCGCUCCUUGAAUGAGCUGGACGGCCUCAGGAUCCCCUAUGAGAGCAGCGAGAAGCUCAAGGUCGUGAACGAGCGGGCGACCCUCUUCCGCAUCACAUCGAAUGCUAUGAUCAAUGCCUGCAGGGACUUCCUGGAACUAGCGGAGACACACAGCCGCAAGUGGCAGCGCGCGCUGCAGUAUGAGCAAGAGCAGCGCACCCACCUGGAGGAGACCAUCGAGCAGCUGGCCGAGCAGCACGACAGCCUCGAGCGGGCCUUCCGCAGCGCCCCCGGCCACGCCGCCCACCCCGCCAGGAGCCUCAGUGCCGGAAGCCUCUUAGCGUCCAAAGGAGGUGACAGUGAGGAAGAUGAAGAUUCCGAGUACUUCGAUGCCAUGGAAGACUCCCCGUCCUUCAUCACCGUGAUCGCUGAGGCCAGAGAGGACAGAAAAGCUGAGGGUGAGACGACAGGCUCUGCGGACUGGACCUCAUCAGACAAUGUGCUAGACAGCGCCUCACUGGUGCCCAAGGGCACCCCCAAGGUCCAGAGGCGGGCACGCAUCCCUGACAAGCCCAACUACAGUCUCAAUCUCUGGAGCAUCAUGAAGAACUGCAUCGGCCGGGAGCUCUCCAAGAUCCCCAUGCCGGUCAACUUUAACGAGCCCCUGUCCAUGCUGCAGCGGCUGACGGAGGACCUGGAGUACCACCACCUGCUGGACACAGCGGUGCACUGCACCAGCUCCGUGGAGCAGAUGUGCCUGGUGGCCGCCUUCUCCGUGUCCUCCUACUCCACCACCGUACAUCGCAUCGCCAAGCCCUUCAACCCCAUGCUGGGGGAGACCUUCGAGCUGGACCGCCUCGAGGACAUGGGCCUGCGCUCCCUGUGCGAGCAGGUGAGCCACCACCCACCAUCGGCGGCACACUACGUGUUCUCCAGGCAUGGCUGGAGCCUCUGGCAGGAGAUCACCAUCUCCAGCAAGUUCCGAGGGAAAUACCUCUCCAUAAUGCCACUAGGUGCCAUCCACUUAGAAUUCCAGGCCAGUGGGAAUCACUACGUGUGGAGGAAGAGCACCUCAACUGUCCAUAACAUCAUCGUGGGCAAGCUAUGGAUCGACCAGACGGGGGACAUCGAGAUCGUGAACCAUAAGACCAAGGACCACUGCCAGCUGAAGUUCCUGCCCUACAGCUACUUCUCCAAGGAGGGAGCCCGGAAGGUGACAGGAGUGGUGAGUGACAGCCAAGGCAAGGCCCACUACGUGCUGUCAGGGUCGUGGGAUGAACAGAUGGAGUGCGCCAAGAUUGUGCAAAGCGGCCCCAGCAGCCCCAGCUCAGACGGGAGGCAGAAGACAGUGUACCAGACGCUGCCCGCCAAGCUGCUGUGGAAGAAGUACCCGCUGCCGGAGAACGCCGAGCACAUGUACUACUUCUCGGCGCUGGCCCUGACCCUCAACGAGCACGAGGAGGGCGUGGCGCCCACCGACAGCCGCCGGCGGCCCGACCAGCGGCUGAUGGAGAAGGGCCGCUGGGACCAGGCCAACGCGGAGAAGCAGCGGCUGGAGGAGCAGCAGCGCUCGUCGCGGCGACGGAGGCUGGAGGCCUGUUCCCGGGGCUGCGGAGCCGAGGAAGCAGAGAAGGAGGCCGACGUGCACGUGCCGCUGUGGUUCGAGAGGAGGCUGGACCCGCUGACCGGGGAGACGGCCUGCAUGUACAAGGGCGGCUACUGGGAGGCCAAGGAAAAGCAGGACUGGCACAUGUGCCCCGACAUCUUCUGAGCGACCCCCUGCCCUGCAAAAACAGGCGACUGCACAGCUGGGCCGCCUUUUCUUUAAUGCACUCAGUUUAGUACCCAAACAGCCCAAACCCCACCUUUUUGCUUUGUUUAUUUAUUUUUUAAAACUUUUUGGGGUUCGCUCCGCGGAAGGAGUAAGUGCUUCCCCGGCCCGGCUCACUGGCUUGGGCGCUCUCGGGACCCCAGCCCCCCGUUACCACUCAGGCAGGCCGCCCGGCCCUGGGCUGUCCCAGUCACCAGCCCCACCCAGGGAGGAACCGGCCCCUCCUAGGGAGCCGCUUUUGACUUUUUAGAAAAAUGAUCUCCAUUUCUUUCCAGCCAAGAAAUUUAGUAAAUAUUUUUAGUACAGCACUUAGCAGACACCUUUGUAAGUGUGCUUUCUUGCCACAGAACUGUCCUGGCAAGAGCACCUUUUUAAGACAUUAGGAAGCCAGCCAGGCAGACCCCUCAGAGUCAGGAGCGUUUUGUAGCUCAGCAUAGCAACGCAGUGUUUGUAUCUGAGCUGCCUGCCCCCCAGGAGCCCCGGACCUCUCAGAGAAGGGGGCCCACCACCUCCCAGGUCCAGGAGAGCACGGGUGGCAGGCUGAGGGGCAGGCCCCGCAGGUGCUCCCCACCCCAGCCCCAAAUGAGCAAUAAGGACAAACCCUCUCAGCCUGGGCUGGUGUCCUGGGCCCCAGAGACCCCGGCGCCUUGACCCCAGGCACCUCUAGGGCGCCCCAUCUCCACACUCCUUGAACUCUUUACUUGCCUGAUUUAUAUAUAUAAUAUAUAAAUAGAUACAUAAUAGGUAUUUUGCUUAAAUUUCUAUGGUAUGUGGAGGUGAAAAAAUGAUGAAGACAGGCGCUCCUGUCUGAGUUUCCUCCUAUCAGCUGUGUCCUGCCCUCUCCUUGGACCCCCUCCCAGUGGCUUCUGUCAAUGGUGGCAGGACAGGCCACCAUGGCCACUGUCCCAGCCCCACUCCAACUCUUCCCACUUCAGUUUGGUCCUAAAAUUCAUCACAGGGUUUUUCCUGUUUACUCCAGGAUUGGUUUUGAUUUUACAAAAAAAAAACAUAAGUGAAACCACCAAUGUACGAAAUGCCUCAGGGUGCCCACCCCAGAGUCAGGGCGGGCAGGGCUGCGCCUCUCCCAGGUGGUGGCAGAGCCGUGCAGUGUACCUCUCCUCAGCACUGUGUGCGCAAGCACCUUCUGACCGGGAAUAAAAACGCUGCCUGGAGUUUUCCGUGGCCCUGACCCUGAGUGUGACGUGGUGGCGUAGGACUGACACAGGACAGGUCAGCAUACACAAGGGGACUUUAUUCUGCUCACAAAGGGCAGGCAACGGAAGGCUGGUCUGGGUUGGAAGGAAGGGGAGGGAAGGGAAGACCCGGUAGGAAAGGGCCUGGGCCAGGCUGCAGAAGGCUGAGACUGAACCUGGGGGGCAGCCCAGCACUGCCUGGUCUCUCUGGGACCCAACCAAACUGAGCCAUGGGCCGUCCUGUGAGGGAACGCCCGCCCUGGCUGAGUUCCAAGGUUGCUUAACAACCAUGACCUUGGCUGCUUUUGUUGCUCUAGGUUGCCAAGGAACUCAGAGCAUUAGCUUCCAGGGCCUGGCCCACUGGGUCCUCUUCCCACUGCCAGUGCUUCCAGGAGAGAAGAUGGGGUGAAGCAGGGCACCAGAGGGGCAGCCAAGCCAGGCCCUCACCAUCUGCCCCAGCACCCCGCACCGUGGAAUCCAAGGUGGCCCAGCACAGCUCCUCCCUGCCCAGGCCCUUGCUUUCCAGUCUGUGGGGAGGCAGGCCCUGGUGAGUCCCUGCAGAGAAGUGGGAGAGGCAGUUCUCACUGAAUCAAGGUGGGCAGGGUCGAGGCAACCCCAGGAAGGACCAGACCCAGGGCCAGGGGCCAGGGAGCCUGCCAGGAAAGAGGACGGUCUGCAUGGGCAAAUCCCAGAAGUGACAAAUGCCAGUCCCCAGAGGCAAAGUGAGGGAUAGAAGAGCCUGGAGUAGAACCAGGCAGGGCUCUGAACAGGGAGAGACAUCAGGCUGACCUAGAAACCAGUCUGACCAGCAUGACCCAAGAUCAGCCUACACUCGGCCAUCACUGACCGAAAACAGAAGAACAGACUUUGCAGCACAGGCCAAACGGGGCCUCAGAACGCAUCUGACAAAAACGUUACUGAAUGAUAGAGAAGGCCUGAAUUACAAGGAUAAUCCUCCUUGGUGGAAAACUAGACAUACUGGAUAAAAUUUUUAAACUUCUUAAAUAUAUCCAUGAGCUGGAAAGAAUGUAAGAAAUACUCAGGCCAACUAUUAUGUGGGUGUGGAAAUGUGGGGUAAGAAGAGCUCUGAACUGUACUUUUCCCUCUCGGCCAUUCACUGGGCCCAGCGAGCCUACGGGUAAGUCUUCUCUGCCUCAGGUGAACCUCCCCAAGUGGGAAAUCUAACAGGAGAUGUCCCCAUAAAGCUGGGCUCCCGAAAGGCUAUCCCUUCAAUAUAAUGGUGAAUCCAAAACAAAAUACAAGGAAAAUUCUUUUUUUUUUUUUUAGAUUCUAAUAUUUUAUUUUUGAAAUGUUAUGCAUAAAAUUGUCUCUUAUAUAAUUCUCCAGGAACAGUAAUUUUGAUCUUUUAAAUUAUGUGAAAACCAAUUCAGAAAUACCAAUUUUAACAGAAUUAUGAAACUCACUAAGAAUAAUUGAAAUCUUCUUCAUAAACAAAGGUUGCAAAAUAAAUACAUACCCCUUCAAGAACACAAGACCAGUAGGAAAAUAGGAUUUUAAAAACAUCUGAUUUUUGGAUUUUUAAAUUUUGUAUGUAAAUUUUACCUAAUUUCUCUGUCUCAAAUUCCUUCUAUCUUUAUGUUCAAGACACUAACCUAUAAAAAUAAAUAUAGAUUGAGCUUCAUGAGGUGAAAUAUUCUUGAAAAUUGCUUUUAAAAUCCCUCCAGAACCACAGUGAGAUAAAGUCAUGCCUACUGGGGUAUGAUAUUUUAGAACAUAUGAAUGUAAGGACAUAUAGCUAUUUUCGUAUCUGGAGGAAUUAGUUUAUCUUUGGAGAAGAAAAAUUCUUGUCUUAAAGGUUAAUCCCAACCAGAGCAGGAGGAAAAAAACCCUAAGAAUUCGUGAUCAGGAGCUUUGGUUUUGCAGCCCAAAUUCAUACUACAUACUACUGGAUAGUCCAGUAAAACCUCCAGCAGAGAAUACCACAUGGUCCCACCUGGCAAUGUCCCCAGGUCACAGGAGGGAAACAAGCAUAUCCUCUCUGGGGGCUCCCCACUUCCUUCCAAGCCUUACCUUACAACCCCAGAUACGAAGCUGCAAGGAAAACAAGCGGUUCACAGUCUAAUAUCCGUAAAAGCACAGGCUGGCACAUAAGCAAGGGCCAACAGAGCCAGGCAAAAAACUUCUCCAUAUGGGGAAAUUACCAGACAUAGAAUAUAAAAUAAGCAUGUUUAAUAUGUUUCUAGAAACAGAAGAGUGGCUUGAAAAUGAGUAAAACAGUAUUCAGAAAGUACUAAGGAACUUCAAGAAAGAGAGAAAACAAAAUAAUUUUAUAACAGGUUGCAUAACUGAAGAGAGUAUUAGUGGCAUGGAAGAGAGGUCUGAAUAAAGUACCCAGAAUACAACAGAGACACAAAGAGGUGAAAAAUAAAAAAGAAAUUAAGAGACGGAGGAUAAAUGAGUAGUCCCACAUGUCUAAUCAAAAUGGAAAAGAGACAAUCUUGGAAGAAUUAAUGGCUAAAACACUUCUGAGAAGUCACAAGAAACAUCAGUAUACAAAGUCAAUCCCAACAAAUCCCUACUCAGUGUAAAUAAAAAGACAACCACAGCUAAAUACAGUAUAGUGAUGUUACCCUUAAAACAACAAAAGCUUAAAAACAGCCAGAUUAGGUGGAAAAUUACCUUAAAAGAGCAUUGAUUAGACUGAGAAUUGACCUCCAAAGAAAGAAGAAAAUGAAGUGUUACCUCUAAAGAAAAGGAGAAAAUGUUAGUACUUCUCAUUGAAACCACAGGAAAAUAUAUUAACAAAAACUUAUUAAAUAAUAUUGAGUGUCUCAUGGAGUUAGACUUUAAUGAGUUAGUAUUAUAUAAAAUGUAUAAUCACCAAAUGUACAGGAAUACUAAAUUUCCAAAACAGAGGAAAAACAUUGUAUGUGGGGGAGAAAAUUUCAGUCAAUCUAAAAGGCUGCAGGAAAGGAAAAAGGAAUGCAGAGAAGAUGGAAUAAAAAUUAAAUAAGAUGAAGGAACUAAGUCCUCAGUGCAUCAGCAAGCACACAAAAUUUAAGUUAAAUGCUUCAGGUAAGAACAAAAAAUAUCUGUAAUAAAAACAAGACCUGGCUACAUGCUAUUCACAAGAUUAUUUUACCUAAAACAUAAACAUAGAGACCAGACAGACUAAGGCAAAAAGUAUUAUGUCAAUUUCCAUAAAUUAAAAAAGUCACUUCAUAAUGAAAAAAGGUAAAAUUCAUAAAAUUCUAAAACCCAUGCAUCUAAUAUCUCACAAUAAAGUAAAAUAGAUACAAUCACAGGGAGAAAUAGAUAAAUCUACAAUCAUAUGGAACUUUUUAACAUACUUCUCACAGUAAUUAGAGCUCAGACAGACAAAUAUCAGCAAGUUUUCAAACAGCACAGUUAAAAAAUUAGAGGUAAAGGGUACAUACAAGGUAUUACAUAUAAAUGCAGAGCAUAUAUUUUGAAGUGCACAUGGAACAUUUAUGAAUAUUAACCACAUAUUUGGGCCAGUCAUAAAGCCUCAGCAAAUCUCAGAACUGGUAUACAGAUCACAAUGAAGACAGUUCAAAAUCAAUAACAGAAAUAUGUUAGAAAAAAUAUAUUUGAAAAUUAAGAAAUAUACUUUCAAACAACUCAUGGAUCAAAGAAGAAAGUUUAAGUCAGAAAAUACUGUUAAAAUACUAUAUAUCAAAACAUAGGAUAUAGGUAAAGCAGUACUUAGAGGGAAAUUUAUAGCAUUAAAAGCUCAUGUUGUAAAAGAAGAAAGGCUAAACAAUAACGAAGUAAACAUCCAAUCUGAGUAAGAAAAUGAACAUCAAGAUAAACUCAAAAAAAGGACUAUAGAGCCUACCCACAGUAAUCCACAGAUCCAAUGUGAUCCCUACCAAAAUACCAAU